Pelobates fuscus (common spadefoot toad) is the source of this 3132-nucleotide messenger RNA. It is a transcript of the gene KIRREL2, whose product is annotated as kirre like nephrin family adhesion molecule 2. NCBI's taxonomy places the organism in Eukaryota, Metazoa, Chordata, Amphibia, Anura, Pelobatidae. Gene Ontology annotation, molecular function: cell adhesion molecule binding. Gene Ontology annotation, cellular component: plasma membrane; cell-cell junction. The transcript has 15 exons. The record is from RefSeq and is a predicted model, not a curated record. Bases 204 to 2363 code for a protein of 719 amino acids. Gene Ontology annotation, biological process: cell-cell adhesion.
GCAGGCUGGCAAGUGAGGAGAGGAUGCAGAGGUGGAGAAUUUAGCUGGAGCAGUCAAGCAGAGAGUAGGCAGUGAGUGAACAGGACAGUCUGCAGCACAGAGUGACAGCGGGAACCUGCACCCACUCCUGGCACACACCUGGCACACUGGGUACCUGCACCUGGUCUCAGGACUUUCACCUCUUUAACACCUGGAGACACAGGAUGGAGAUACAUUAUCUGAUAGUUUGUGUCUUCCUCACAGCCAUGCUGCGGAAAAGUCAUGGAGCCCAUUUUUCCCAGCAGCCCUCAGAUCAGGUGAUUGUGGCUGGAAAAUCGGUAACGCUGCCUUGUGUAGUGGUUGGCUAUCGAGGAGUGGUGCAGUGGACGAUGGACGGGUUGGCGCUGGGAGCAGAGCGAGAUCUGCCAGGAUGGUCUCGUUAUUCUAUCAUCGGAGACCCUGCAUUGGGUGAACAUAAUUUGCAUAUCGAGUCGGUGGAGCUCAAUGAUGAUGCCAUCUAUGAAUGCCAAGCUACCCAAGCAGCACUGAGGUCACAGCGUGCCCGUCUGACCGUGCUGAUCCCCCCAGGAGAACCAAUGAUCCCAGGCAGCCCUAUCCUCAAUGUCCUGCUGAAUGUUGCAUAUAACCUCACGUGUCUGGCCCCCGUGGCUAAACCGGCAGCAGAGAUCACCUGGUACCGUGAUGGGAAACAGCUGGACUGGGCGAUUUACAGCAAGCAAUUGCUGUCAGAUGGGAAGAGCGAGGGGGCUGCCAGCACUCUCCAGAUCACCCCCAGCCUGCAGGACAGUGGGGCCAGCUAUGCUUGUCACGUCAAAAAUGCUGCGCUGCCGGAGGGGCGAGAACGGGCAGUAACGCUGAGUGUGCAGUAUCCCCCCAAAGUGACGCUCUCAGUGGAACCGCCAACCAUUUCUGAAGGAGGCACGGUCACCUUUAUUUGCAGUGCGGUCUCCAACCCAGAGGUUGCAAGUUACAGAUGGGCGAAAGGUGGUGUUCUUUUGCCGGUGUCAGCUGACAGCUACCAAGUGACCGUCGAUCACACGUUCUUCACAGCGCCUGUCUCAUGUGAGGUCACAAACAGUGUCGGAAGCAGUAAUGUGAGCACCGCCGUAAAUGUCUUAUUUGGGCCACGUCUUCUUACUGAGCCACGUCCUAUGAUGGUGGACCUGGGUGGUGAUACUUCAUUCUUCUGUGGUUGGACUGGGAAUCCCACCCCAACUCAAUUUUGGAGCAAGAAAGGAUCUGGGGAGGUCCUUAGUAACGGGAACACAUUGAUAUUGAAUAAGGUCACUCGUGAAGACGGUGGAACCUAUGUAUGUAAAGCAAUAGUGCCACGAAUCGGGACCAUGGAACGGGAAGUGACGCUGACCGUAAGAGGUCCCCCAGUGAUCACAAGCGAUACACACUUUGAAAGCACUCUCGGAGGAAAGGCACGACUUGAGUGUCUCGUUGAGACGAUGCCCACGCCAGACAGAAUUAUCUGGACGUGGGAUAAGAACACCCUUGAAGAUGGUUCAUGGGGUCGUUUUUCCGUUGAGACAAGAGUUACAAAUGAAGAAGCCGCUUCAUUCCUGAUUAUCGACGGAGCAGAACAGUCUGAUUUCCAGAUGGAGUUUAACUGCAGUGCAUUAAAUGAAUUUGGAGAGGAUUCGAUCAUUAUCUCUCUGAGACAGCAAGCCGCUUUGCCUCUAACUCUCUUGGCGAUCGCCUUGGGCUCGGGGACGCUUUUCCUCUUUGUACUUGUGACAAUCUCUGUGCUGUGUUGCCGGCGACCACGAAAGAAUGUGAAGGACACUCAGAUCUUGGCGGUGGAUGUGUCUGGGAGUGAACCCAGCGAAAAACACCCGAGUGAUUCUGAAGAAGACCUAAAGGAGCCACUGCACACAGACACAGAAUCCCGAGGGACGUCACAGACUGAACACAGUGAUAUCCCCGAUGAACCGCAGGAUCCAACCAAUGGAUACUACAAAGUACGAGCUCAAGACGACUCUCGCCCCACCACUGUCUCCUACCCAGAAUUCUCCACUCCCCCACGUCCUCUCUACUCAACUCCAGCUACUCUUACACCUCUGUGUGCUGCUCCCUCAUUGCAAGGACCAGCCAAGGUGUAUGACUACUCGCACCGAUAUGCCACAACCCCACGCCAUUCCAGUGAGAGAAUCCACAUGCCACAGGGCCCCUCGCACAUGCUGCUAGGACCUGGUCACCAUCAAGCACCGUACGCUAGAGCGUUUUGCAGUUACGUUCGUCCUGAACGCUACGAUACACUGGAGACAGGGCCUACACUCUCACGCCUUUCCUACGCAUCCAUCUCCACGUCCUGUGACUAUGGAAGACCCACACAACGUAUGCAGACUCAUGUGUGAUCUUCUCUAUCUUUACUCAUACCAAAAUGGCUGAGGAAAAAUCAGGCAUAAAGAUUAUGGCUUAGAACAAACAAAACAAAACAAUCUAGCGUGUGGCCAUCUUGUGUUCAAAAUGGCUGCCUUAUGUCUUCCUGUUGACAUUUUGCUACUGCACUAAACAACCUUUGUAAGUCCACAAACAAAGUGUAAUGAGACAAAAUGGAGGCCUAAGGACUUGUGUGAAGCAAGUGGAAAGCGUUUAAAUGUACAAUAAGGACUUCCGAGGAGAAGCACUCUAUUUCCUCACCCAUCAAAUGGCAAGAAAAACCAGAAAGUCGUAUCACUAACAUUACUUAUCCUAUAAAACUUGACAAAGGAGGCAACGGAUACGUCUCUGGAAUUCCCUGCAAAUACAAAAAUAUAGUAUUAUAGUAGCUCAUUUUUGAGCAGUCGAAGACAAAUGAUGAAUCAGCAUGCAAGCUGUCAAAAUAGUGACACUUAGUGGCCAUGCUGGGUAUUGCGUUGUUAAAUGCCUUUACUAUUUUGAAAUGAAACUGUAUAUAGACUAGGUAACAAAGGGCGUUUUAGUUGCUGUUUUUUAUUUUUAAUAUACAAUCAGACCUAAAUAAACCUUAAAUGGCAUAUUUAUAUAGUUUAACCCUAGACGUGCUGGGUUCAUAUCUUGUUCCCGGUUCUGGCACGCAAGGGAGUGAUAUAUUAAGGUGUGAUAAUAUGGGGAUAUUCUACCCAGUACAAAUAUAUAUAUUAAUAAAAUAUAUUUUAUGAUAUC